Molecule: messenger RNA, 3625 nt
Organism: Gossypium raimondii (Peruvian cotton)
Lineage: Eukaryota; Viridiplantae; Streptophyta; Magnoliopsida; Malvales; Malvaceae
Product: calcium-transporting ATPase 12, plasma membrane-type
Exons: 1
Coding region: 103-3294 (1063 amino acids)
Biological process (GO): calcium ion transmembrane transport
Cellular component (GO): membrane; intracellular membrane-bounded organelle
Molecular function (GO): P-type calcium transporter activity; ATP binding; ATP hydrolysis activity
Source: RefSeq, a predicted model, not a curated record
GUCUGUCUGUAGUUGAAAGAAAUUCAUUCUCUUAUCAAAGCACAAAACAGACUUCCAAUUCAAGCACUUCUUCCAACUGGUUAAAGAAACCCAGCAACAACCAUGUCUAGCAGUGACGGUAAUCAAAUGUACGAUUGCGGUACAUUACUUUUCAAAGUCACCACCUCUGGCUUCACCACCGCUCAAAAGCGUUGGAGGAUUGCCUAUGCAUCGAUAUAUUCUGUGCGGGUAAUGCUUUCUCUUGCCAAGGAGAUAAUAUCGAAGAGAGGUAUUGAACAACCCUCGAUCAUCUCGGAUUUGCAUCCUUACGUUGCGCUAGAUGUUGAACCCUCGAGCUCUCCGCAAUGGGGUGAAAAAUUUUCAUCUUCCUCCUUGGCUCCGAAAAUUGAUCGGAAGAGACUUGUGGAGACCGUGAAAGAAAAGGACUUGGUUUCUCUUCACCAGCUUGGAGGAGUCGAAGGCAUUGCCGCUGCUCUUGGAACAAAUCCUGGAAAGGGAAUCCGAGAUGAUGAUCGAGAGGUUGUGAAAAGACAGGAGAUGUUUGGUACCAAUACUUACCAUAAGCCACCUCCCAAAGGGUUACUGUAUUUUGUCCUGGAUGCUUUCAAGGACACCACAAUUCUUAUCCUCCUGGUAUGUGCUGCUCUUUCUCUUGGUUUUGGUAUCAAAGAGCAUGGUGCAGCAGAGGGUUGGUAUGAAGGCGGAAGUAUUUUCGUUGCCGUCUUUCUUGUGAUUGCUGUCUCUGCACUCAGUAACUUCAGACAGGAGACUCAAUUUGACAAGCUAUCAAAAAUAAGUAACAAUAUCAAAGUCGAAGUUGUUAGAGGUGGCCGCCGUCGACAAGUAUCUAUUUUUGAUCUUGUUGUUGGAGAUGUUGUCUUCCUGAAGAUUGGAGAUCAAAUUCCAGCAGAUGGGCUGUUCUUGGACGGUUAUUCAUUGCAAGUGGAUGAAUCGAGCAUGACAGGAGAAAGUGACCAUAUGGAAGUAGAUGCCACCAGGAACCCGUUCCUUUUUUCUGGUUCGAAAGUGGCAGAUGGUUAUGGUCAAAUGCUUGUAGCAUCCGUGGGAAUGGAUACUACAUGGGGAGAAAUGAUGAGCUCGAUAACCAGCGAUAAAAACGAAAGAACUCCACUACAAGAACGACUUGACAGACUUACCUCUUCUAUCGGAAAGGUAGGUCUUGCGGUUGCCUUUCUAGUCCUUGUAGUCUUAUUAAUUCGUUAUUUCACUGGGAAUACAGAAGAUGACAAUGGGAACACGGAGUAUAUUGGUAGCAAGACCAGCGUAGAUGAUAUCUUAAAUGCUGUUGUUCGUAUAGUUUCGGCUGCAGUGACUAUUGUGGUAGUUGCAAUUCCGGAAGGUCUACCAUUGGCUGUCACUCUUACACUUGCUUACUCAAUGAAAAGAAUGAUGGCUGAUCAGGCAAUGGUUAGAAAACUUUCAGCUUGUGAAACGAUGGGCUCAGCUACCAUUAUUUGUACUGACAAAACUGGAACCUUGACAGUAAACCAGAUGAAGGUAACCCAGUUUUGGCUCGGCCAAGAGUCCAUCAAGGAAGAUCAUUCCAACAUCAUUGACCACACUGUUCUUGAAUUAUUCUACCAAGGUGUUGGUUUGAACACAACUGGUAGUGUUUGCAAACCCGUCUCCGGAUCCCUACCUGAGUUUUCUGGCAGUCCAACAGAAAAGGCGAUUCUUUCUUGGGCUGUCUUAGGUUUGGAUCUGGAUAUGGAAAAAUUGAAACAAAAAUACAGCAUUCUCCAUGUUGAAACCUUCAACUCGGAGAAAAAGAGAAGUGGGGUUUCAGUAAGGAGAAAAACAGAUGAAACUCUUCAUGUACACUGGAAAGGAGCUGCAGAAAUAAUCGUAGCCAUGUGCUCAGAUUAUUAUGAGAGCAAUGGGGGCAUAAGGUCCAUGGAUGAAGACCAAAGGAGCAGAAUUGAAACAAUAAUCCAAAGUAUGGCCGCUAGUAGCUUACGAUGCAUUGCUUUUGCUCAUAAGCAAGUCUCACAAAAAGAGAUGGAAUGUGUUGAUGAUAGCGAAAAGACACAUCAAAGAAUAAAAGAAGAUGGUCUAACCUUGCUAGGGAUAGUUGGUUUGAAGGAUCCAUGUCGCCCAGGUGUCAAAAAAGCUGUGGAAGCUUGUAAAUCUGCAGGGGUGGGCAUCAAAAUGAUUACUGGAGACAAUAUUUUCACAGCAAAAGCUAUAGCUGCAGAAUGUGGAAUUCUAGGAGCAGAUUACAAUGAAGAAAGUGGACAAGCUAUAGAAGGUAUUGAAUUUCGAAAUUACACACCUGAAGAGAGAAUGGAGAAGAUCGGGAAGAUCAAGGUGAUGGCAAGGUCCUCUCCAUUUGACAAGCUUCUGAUGGUACAGUGCUUGAAACAGAAAGGUGAUGUAGUUGCGGUCACAGGUGAUGGCACUAAUGAUGCUCUUGCGCUAAAAGAAGCCGAUAUUGGACUUUCGAUGGGCAUUCAAGGCACUGAGGUGGCAAAGGAGAGCUCAGACAUUGUCAUAUUGGAUGAUAAUUUCAGCUCAGUUGCCACAGUUUUAAGAUGGGGAAGAUGUGUAUAUAACAACAUACAGAAAUUCAUUCAAUUUCAGCUUACCGUUAAUGUUGCUGCUCUUGUAAUUAACUUCAUUGCAGCAGUUUCUGCUGGUGAGGUUCCCUUGACAGCCGUUCAAUUGCUGUGGGUAAACCUCAUCAUGGACACCUUAGGUGCUCUAGCCCUUGCAACAGAUAGGCCCACCAAGGAACUAAUGAAGAAGCCGCCCGUCGGUCGAACUGAGCCCCUCAUUACUAAUGUCAUGUGGAGGAAUCUUUUAGCCCAAGCAGUAUACCAGAUAGCUAUUCUCUUGAUCUUGCAAUUUAGAGGUGAAUCUAUGUUCAAUGUGCCUAAGAGGGUAAAGGACACACUGAUUUUCAAUACUUUCGUUCUCUGCCAAGUUUUCAACGAAUUCAACGCAAGGAAGUUGGAGAAGCAAAACGUCUUCCAAGGCAUUCUUCAGAACAGAUUGUUUCUGGGAAUCGUGGGGAUAACCAUCAUUCUUCAGGUGGUUAUGGUGGAAUUUCUAAAGAAUUUUGCAGAUACAGAGAGAUUGAAACUAUGGCAGUGGGGGCUUUGUAUCUUAUUCGCAGCUUUCUCAUGGCCAAUUGCAUGGGUUGUGAAGCUCAUACCUGUUUCAGACAAACCCUUCUUCAGUUAUCUCAAGAGAUCAAAACCAUGUUCACAAUUAAAUAAGUCAUCUACCACAAGAAACCUUCAAUCUGCAGGCAUGGAACUAGAAGUGCAAUAAGAUCAUGUUCUGAAAGAACAAGGAUGUAAGUUCAAAAUCACUUCACUGACACAAAGGACAACAUAAGGAGAUCAUGAUUCUAGAUUUCUUAUACUUUAAGAGCUACUAACCUAUAUUUAUGUAUGUAUAUGUAAUAUGACUUUUCUGAUAAAGGCCUUGGAACCAUUAAUGGUCCCAGAUUCAAUCUAACCUCAUGGAGCUUUGCUCUUAUCUUUACCUAGGAUGUUUCUAGUUCCAUGCCAAUUGUUAGUUGACUCUUUAGUAAUGGCUUAUUCCUUUCUAAAUCUGAAACAGGAUCAUAUGUGCUACCUAUUGUACUUAUUCUCGUAAA